This is a messenger RNA of Calidris pugnax (ruff), 1350 nucleotides long. It is a transcript of the gene RHOC, whose product is annotated as ras homolog family member C. The record is from RefSeq and is a predicted model, not a curated record. Bases 148 to 738 code for a protein of 196 amino acids. Gene Ontology annotation, cellular component: neuron projection. The transcript has 6 exons. Lineage: Eukaryota; Metazoa; Chordata; Aves; Charadriiformes; Scolopacidae. Gene Ontology annotation, biological process: small GTPase-mediated signal transduction. Gene Ontology annotation, molecular function: GTP binding; GTPase activity.
GCCCCCGGACGGGGCGGUGCCGUCGGGGCCGCGCCGCGGAGCCGGGACCGGGAGCGGGAGCGGAGCAACGGCGGAGAGAGGUUAUCGGGAGCGUUUAAACCAGGCUCACCUCCUAACUUGCUGUUUGCACUGGAGAGGCGUAUUGACAUGAAAACGAUGGCAGCCAUCAGGAAGAAGCUGGUGAUCGUGGGGGAUGGAGCCUGCGGCAAGACGUGUCUGCUGAUCGUCUUCAGCAAGGACCAGUUCCCCGAGGUCUACGUCCCCACCGUGUUCGAGAACUACAUCGCUGACAUAGAGGUGGACGGGAAGCAGGUGGAGCUGGCCCUGUGGGACACGGCAGGACAGGAGGACUACGACAGGCUGCGGCCACUCUCCUACCCGGACACAGACGUUAUCCUCAUGUGCUUUUCUAUCGACAGCCCGGAUAGCCUUGAGAACAUCCCCGAGAAGUGGACGCCGGAGGUGAAGCACUUCUGCCCCAACGUGCCCAUCAUCCUGGUGGGGAACAAGAAGGACCUGCGGAACGAUGAGCACACGCGGCGGGAGCUGGCGAAGAUGAAGCAGGAGCCGGUGAAGCCGGAGGAGGGGAGGGACAUGGCCAACAGGAUCAACGCCUUCGGCUACCUCGAGUGCUCAGCCAAGACCAAGGAGGGCGUGCGGGAGGUCUUCGAGAUGGCCACCCGUGCAGGGCUGCAGGUCCGGAAGAACAAGAGGCGCCGGGGCUGCCCGUUGCUGUGAGCAGCCCCCAUGGGUCCACAGGCAGCCGUUGGCACCCGGUGCUGCCGGCGGCCGAAACGGGACCCCGUGGUGCCAGUACCUGCCCCGAACCCUCUGCUCGAGAACUGCCACCCAAGCCUGUGGGGUGUCCCUGUGUGUCCCCGGGGUGGUGAGGGGCCAGUGCCUUCAGUCCCUUCUGCUCUCCAUGGGCCGGGCAUUUUGCGUAGCUCUUUGUGUCACCCUGUUUUGUACCAAUUUCCCUGGUUUUGCCUCUCCCUGGGGACUGUCGCAGUGUUUGCCCUCCCUCCCCAGCUCCGGGCAGGUGCCGCAGGAGAUGCCCCUGGCUGCUGCCCCCCAGCUUGCCUGCGGGGUCUGCUGGGCCUUGGGGUGCUCUGCCCGCUCCCCACGGCACCGGGGUUUUGUAUGGACUUGCUCGGGGCAGGUUUCAGCCCCGUCUGCGUGCGGAGCCGCUGCCAGGAGCGCUCUGCCCCCGGGACCCGCGCUGGGGCAGCGUCUCUGCCCAGCUCUGCCAGUAACGCCGCCGGCGAGUCGGCACUGGUCACGGACACCACACCAGUCAACUGAACUGCGUCAUGGGGAGAAUAAAUGCAAAUGGUAUUUUAGGAAUUGUAA